Molecule: messenger RNA, 996 nt
Organism: Aspergillus chevalieri
Lineage: Eukaryota; Fungi; Ascomycota; Eurotiomycetes; Eurotiales; Aspergillaceae
Product: flavin adenine dinucleotide pyrophosphatase
Exons: 3
Coding region: 1-996 (331 amino acids)
Source: RefSeq, a predicted model, not a curated record
AUGUUCGCCCGUCUCAGCCAACUCACCCGCCAUUUAACUCGCCCAUCGCUUGCUUUUACGCCGGCCGUCACGAAUCCCGCACCGUCGCUGUCCCCAUUGCACCAUCGCACUCCGUCCACGAUGACAUCAUCCGCCGUAUCGAAUGCUUCUAAGACAAUACACACUGCGGCUUGUUUGAUUAUCGGUGACGAGGUUCUUGGUGGAAAGACCAUCGACACCAACUCCUCCUACUUCGCCAAAUACUGCUUCCAACUCGGAAUCCAGCUUAAGCGCAUCGAAGUCAUUGCCGACGAUGAGGGUGAAAUCGUCGAGGCCGUCCGUCGCAUGAGCAGCAACUACGAUUUUGUCGUAACUAGUGGAGGAAUUGGACCAACCCACGAUGAUAUAACCUAUGAGUCGAUAGCCAAGGCCUUUGGCUUGAAGUUGAAACUGCACCAACCAGCCUUCGAACGGAUGAAGAAACUCGCCAGACCCCAUCCCAUGCAGCCCCAUUUCGACUGGGAGAAGCCAUCCCCGGGGCUCACUGCAAAAUUGCGCAUGGUCGAACUGCCGCAUGACCCGAAGGUUCCCGAAGAGCAGCAGGCCGUCUUCGUCGCGGAUGACAUGUGGGUUCCUAUUGCAGUGGUUAACGGAAACAUCCAUAUUCUCCCUGGUGUGCCGCGUCUGUUCGAGCGAUUGCUCGAGUGUCUCAAGCCUAAUCUGCUGCCGCGCUUGACGAACCCUGAGGGCAAGGGUAUCUACCGCUUCCUCUUCAGCACGCCGCUUCCUGAGAGUGCUAUUGCGCCGUAUCUGACGGAGCUCGCCAGACGGGCUAACCCGCACGGCGUCAAGGUGGGUAGCUACCCCCGUUGGGGGAAGAAGCGGAACACCGUCACUUUGGUUGGUGGUAACAAGCCUUUCAUGGAGACGCUGGUGCCGGAAGUUGAACACAAUGUGCACGGCCGCAAAGUUAGCCGAGAGGAUGAAUUGGAUCCUCCUUCGGACCACGAAAAGUAG